Messenger RNA from Helianthus annuus (common sunflower), 721 nucleotides. RefSeq names its product organelle RRM domain-containing protein 2, mitochondrial. Lineage: Eukaryota; Viridiplantae; Streptophyta; Magnoliopsida; Asterales; Asteraceae. Gene Ontology annotation, biological process: mitochondrial mRNA modification. Gene Ontology annotation, molecular function: RNA binding. The coding region runs from base 78 to 515 and encodes 145 amino acids. The record is from RefSeq and is a predicted model, not a curated record. Gene Ontology annotation, cellular component: mitochondrion. The transcript is spliced from 4 exons.
UCAAAUAACCCUAAAUACUCCGUAGUAAAUAGUUGGAGGGUUUAAGGACGGCGAUAUUUCUGUAAAACCCAGAGGGAAUGGCGAUGAAGACUGCGACAAGGGUGGCGGCCGCCGGUCCACGUGGCAUGAGAUCGCUUUUCUCAACUCUUUCUACUAACUUCCCCUUUCCUUCACAACCUGCUGCCAAUCAGUCGCAGAGGCCUCAAGCUGAACCUUCAACCAAUCUCUUCGUAUCAGGUCUUAGCAAACGCACAACUGAUGAAGGACUUCGAGAAUGCUUUGCAAAGUUUGGUGAAGUUCUCCAUGCUAGAGUAGUAAAAGACCGUACAUCAGGUUGGUCAAAAGGGUUCGGUUUUGUACGAUAUUCUACACUUGAAGAGGCUGCUGCCGGCAUAGAGGGCAUGGAUGGGAAGUUUUUGGAUGGUUGGGUUAUAUUUGCAGAGUAUGCCAGGCCAAGAGACUCUCCUCUGCCGUCACCUCCUUCUUACGGGAACAACCAGUAUGGCCGCCAAUGAACUCUCUUCUGAACCUAAAGUACUAUUAUCAACAAUGAUGAUCAAUUCAUGAACUACAUAUUUAAACUGUGUUGAGAGCUCAAACACCAAAAUUUUGACCUCUUUAUGUAUUCAACUAAAGGCUGCAGUCCACACGGGUGAUAUUUGUGUGUGGUUUUAUAGACAAUUUUUUAUUUGCUUACGGGAAAACUAUAGUAGGGUUGUUA